Molecule: messenger RNA, 237 nt
Organism: Mustela erminea (ermine)
Lineage: Eukaryota; Metazoa; Chordata; Mammalia; Carnivora; Mustelidae
Gene: MYOCOS
Product: myocilin opposite strand
Exons: 2
Coding region: 1-237 (78 amino acids)
Source: RefSeq, a predicted model, not a curated record
AUGGCCCAGAAGAGCCUCACAGUCCACGCCAACAACCUGCCCUACGGAGACCUGGCCUCCGAGGUGACCAGGCGCAGAGUCACCAUGGCCACGGGAGAAGAGAUAUCUACCAAGAAAAGUGAUGAAGCCGGGGAGAUGCCCCCCACUCUGGACUCGGAGCAAGGCCCUGCUGGCGUGGCUGGCCCUUCAGAACCCCCCGCGCCGCCUCCUUCGCCCGCUGAAGACUGCAGAGUCUGA